Messenger RNA from Drosophila hydei, 784 nucleotides. RefSeq names its product protein late bloomer-like. Gene Ontology annotation, cellular component: membrane. The transcript has 3 exons. The record is from RefSeq and is a predicted model, not a curated record. Lineage: Eukaryota; Metazoa; Arthropoda; Insecta; Diptera; Drosophilidae. The coding region runs from base 102 to 734 and encodes 210 amino acids.
UUUUUCCUUACUCCAAUCAAAUUUUUUAUCACACACACACCCUUUAGGGCUUAUGUCAACAUAGAGCUGAUAACUAUUUGUAGACUUUGUGAUUAUCGGAGAUGUGCGUUAGGACCGCCUGGGAAUGCACGAGUCAACAGUUGACUGGAGCCUGUCUCAUGCUCAAUGGCGUUUUGACGUAUUUGUAUAGUGGGACGUUAUUCCAAAUCAUUUAUGUCUCCGUCAAAAUGGGCUCAUCUUAUGAAUUUAGCACACUUUAUGUGAUCUUGUCCUGGGUGGAGGGUGUUUGUCUCUUUGUGCUGAUCGUCGAUUUGUGCUGGGUUUGCUGUCACAUGGGCACGCUGUUGCUGGCGUCGAUUUCCGUUGCGUAUUCGCUGGGCGUCUUUUUGCUCUUUGCUGGCAGCUAUAGCGUCAUCAUGUAUACGGAUGUCUACGUGGUCGUGCGCAGCUUUCACACCGACAAUCUGUGGAGCUAUGAGAUCGUUUACCAUUGCUGUGGCAUCAAUGGGCCCAGCGACUAUGGCAAUGUGAGUCAGAAGGAUACCGUGCCUGUCUCCUGCUACAAAGAUCAAGAGGAGAAGCUCGAGAAUCUCUAUAAGCGCGGCUGCAUCUUUGCCACUGACGAUAGCUGGUUCUGGUUCGUCUUUUCCAACUGCUACUGGUUUGCAUUUGUGCUCUUCUGUGCGAAUCUCAUAACACACUGGAAGCUGAGGGAACGUCUCAGAAGUUUCUGAACAACAGAAGCUCUCCAAAUUUACCCACACUUGAUAAGAAAUAUAUGUAU